This is a messenger RNA of Echinops telfairi (small Madagascar hedgehog), 1720 nucleotides long. It is a transcript of the gene SLC39A3, whose product is annotated as solute carrier family 39 member 3. The coding region runs from base 333 to 1283 and encodes 316 amino acids. Lineage: Eukaryota; Metazoa; Chordata; Mammalia; Afrosoricida; Tenrecidae. The transcript is spliced from 2 exons. Gene Ontology annotation, molecular function: zinc ion transmembrane transporter activity. Gene Ontology annotation, biological process: zinc ion transmembrane transport. The record is from RefSeq and is a predicted model, not a curated record. Gene Ontology annotation, cellular component: plasma membrane.
UGAAAGGGUUGUUCACCCCCAAAGGGGUUGCGACCCACAGGUUGAGAAUCGCUGAUCCAGAGUUUGACCAGAUGGCAGGGGGCGGGAACCUAAGGGGCAGAUCAGUGGACACACCUGCUGUAUCUGGGGCCAGCUGGAGCGGGCAGCAGUCCAUGGUAAUACACUUGCCCCGCCCCUCCCUCUGGCGCUCACAGGUGCUGGACUGAGACAUGAGCCCACCGCUGGGCCGCAGCAGGCCCCGGUAGCCCCCACGGCGUGGAGAGGAGCAGGCGCCACCUCCAGUGGGGGCCGAGGGGAGCAGAGCCGUCCAGCUGGACGCAGGGCCGGCCGCCAUGACGAAGUUGCUCGUGGCCAAGCUGCUGUGCAUGGUGGGCGUGUUCUUCUUCAUGCUGCUGGGCUCCCUGCUGCCGGUGAAGCUCAUCGAGGCCGACUUUGAGAAGGCCCACCGCUCCAAGAAAGCCCUGUCCCUCUGCAACGCCUUCGGAGGCGGAGUCUUCCUGGCCACCUGCUUCAAUGCCCUGCUGCCCGCUGUGAGGGAAAAGCUGCAGCAGGUGCUGAGCUUGGGCCACAUCAACACUGACUACCCGCUGGCCGAGACCAUCAUGAUGCUGGGCUUCUUCCUCACCGUCUUCCUGGAGCAGCUCGUCCUGACCUUCCGCAAGGAGAAGCCGUCCUUCAUCGACCUGGAGACCUUCAAUGCCGGCUCAGAUGCAGGCAGCGACUCUGAGUACGAGAGUCCCUUCAUGGGCAGCUCGCGGGGCCAUGCGCUCUACGCUGAACCCAGCCCGCACGCCCACCCCCACGGCCUGAACGUGCAGGAGCUGUCGCGUUCCGGCCCGCUGCGCCUGCUCAGCCUGGUCUUCGCCCUCUCGGCCCACUCCAUUUUCGAGGGCCUGGCGCUGGGCCUGCAGGAGGAGGGCCAGAAGGUGGUCAGCCUCUUCGUGGGUGUGGCCAUCCACGAGACGCUGGUGGCCGUGGCCCUGGGCAUCAGCAUGGCCCGGAGCGCCAUGCCACUGCGGGACGCAGCCAAGUUGGCUGUGACGGUGAGCGCCAUGAUCCCGCUGGGCAUCGGCGCUGGCCUGGGCAUUGAGAGCGCCCAGGGCGUGCCCAGCAGCGUGGCCUCGGUGCUGCUGCAGGGCCUGGCCGGCGGGACCUUCCUCUUCGUCACCUUCUUCGAGAUCCUGGCCAAGGAGCUGGAGGAGAAGAGCGACCGGCUGCUGAAGGUGCUCUUCCUGGUGCUGGGCUAUGCUGCGCUAGCCGCCAUGGUCUUCCUCAAGUGGUGAGGCCGGGUCACCGUGCCGGGGACUCGGGCCCUGACCUAGCGCCCACCCAGGACCCUGGACCUAGCCCAGCACGAGGGCCUCAGCACUUGGGACCCGGGACCCAGAACCAGGGACUCAAGACCUGCCUGACCCAGCUCUCAGGAUCUAGGAACUUACCCAGCACCAGGGACCUGGGACCCAGCAUCCAGGACCCAGGACCCAGCUCAGCAUUAGGGACCUGGGACCUGGAACCCAGGGCUGAACCCAGCCUAGGGCCCCAGCAGUUGAGAACCAAGACCCAUAACCAGGGACUCCGGCCUCACUCCCACACCAAGGGACCCACCCGGACCACUUGGCCACCAUCCCCAUGCACAGAGGCACCCUGGACCUGGGGGGACCCCCAGUCCCUGAACCGUGAGGCACUGCUACUACUACAUUUAAAAUGACUUCUCUCUAAA